GGUGCUUUGGAGAAUAGCUUGACACACACCUACACACCCUCCCUCGCUUCUUUGUGGCAGCCCUUCAGAUAUUGGAAGACUGCUAUCAUGUCACCUGUAAUCCUUCUUCUCACACAUACCCACCUUUCUUUGUGUGUUUUAGUCACCAGUCCCCUAAACUGGACUGACUCUGGAUUCAAUCCACAGUUCUCCCCUUGGUUGCAGUCACUGGGACACCCGUUCAUACAACCCUUUAGCUGCUGCAUAUGCAAUGCAUGUCUGAACCCAGUUUUCCUUGUGGACACAGGCAUGGCUUAAUGGAAGAAGUCCAUCAGUGCAUACAACCCGUUGCAGGGAGCCACAGUUGCAGUAUGACCGCCUUGCAGAUGUUCUCCACCGAUCCCUACAGGCUCAACGUGACAGCUGUGAAUCCGCUGGGGACAGCCAGUCAUUUUUCCCACGUUUUCCUGGAUCAGAUCAUCCGGCCAGACCCUCCAGAAAACAUAACGGUCUCCCCAAUCCAAGGGAAGACGAAAACAUUGCUUGUGCAAUGGAAGGCUCCUAGUUCCUGGUUAUAUCCUGAAUAUUUCCCCCUGAAAUAUGUCAUCCGUUAUUCGAGGGACGGAUCCAGGCAAAUCAGAACGACCAGGCCUAUCGAGAAGACCUCCUUUACCCUCAUUGGGAUCCGUUCUGGUGUAAACUACCACAUCCAAGUAGCCGCGAAAGACUUCCUGGAUAACGGAGAAUACAGCGCCUGGAGUCCUCCAGCCUCUGGGGCGUCCUGGCAGCCGGAGUGAGGACUCGGGGCCCUCCAUCCAGUGGUGGGAUUCAAACGAUUUGCACUACUUCAGCAGAACUGGUAGCUAAUUUUUUGUUGCCCAGGCCCAGAAUGGACUUCUGGAAGCGGCAUCCUCCCCCCCCCCUC
Messenger RNA from Crotalus tigris (Tiger rattlesnake), 904 nucleotides. RefSeq names its product Epstein-Barr virus induced 3 (gene EBI3). Gene Ontology annotation, cellular component: external side of plasma membrane; membrane. Gene Ontology annotation, molecular function: cytokine receptor activity; protein binding. NCBI's taxonomy places the organism in Eukaryota, Metazoa, Chordata, Lepidosauria, Squamata, Viperidae. The transcript has 3 exons. The coding region runs from base 246 to 776 and encodes 176 amino acids. Gene Ontology annotation, biological process: cytokine-mediated signaling pathway. The record is from RefSeq and is a predicted model, not a curated record.